Penicillium verhagenii is the source of this 4392-nucleotide messenger RNA. RefSeq lists its product as uncharacterized. The transcript has 8 exons. Bases 1 to 4392 code for a protein of 1463 amino acids. The record is from RefSeq and is a predicted model, not a curated record. Lineage: Eukaryota; Fungi; Ascomycota; Eurotiomycetes; Eurotiales; Aspergillaceae. Gene Ontology annotation, molecular function: ABC-type transporter activity; ATP hydrolysis activity; ATP binding. Gene Ontology annotation, biological process: transmembrane transport. Gene Ontology annotation, cellular component: membrane.
AUGACCUUCUCCACCGAAAGCUUGCUUCGUCUAAACCAGAAGGACUUUGAUUUCAAUCUUGAAUUUGAACACCUUUUCUUCUCCAUCAUUCCCUCAACUUUGUUUAUUUUCUCAUCCCUAUGGCGUACCCUUUCUCAGGCACGAAAGCCCACAGUGGUAAAUGCGCCCACAUUUCAAUUCAUUAAGUCGGGUGCCAUAAUCAUCUAUAUCGGCUUGGAGCUCUCACUUCUCAUCUUAGCAGUGACGGGCUCAUUCCAAGCCACCAGCAUGCUCAUAGCUUCUUCGACCCUUAAUCUUGUAUCGGCCCUUUUCAUGCUUACCUUGAGUGCCGUGGACCAUAGCCGAAGCGCACGACCAUCCGUCCUGUUGAAUAGCUACCUGUUUCUCACUCUUUUACUCGAUGCGGCCCAGGCAAGAACGCUAUUCCUGUCAUCAGAUGAUAAGCCUGAGAUCAUUUACAGCAGCAUCUUCUGUGCAGCAAUAGCGCUGAAGGCAGCCAUUUUGUUAUUGGAGGCCCGACAAAAGACAGAAUGGGUUACUUGGGAUAAGAAGAAGCACAGCCCUGAAGAGACAAGUGGGAUUUUUUCCCUUGGUGUAUUUUUCUGGUUGAACAAAAUGUUUCUGGUUGGGUAUCGAAAUAUCUUGGCAAUCGAGGAUCUCUACCCCCUCGAUAGUUCAUUUGACGCCCUGACGCUGCACGAAGGUUUUACAAAGCAUCUAGACUACUCAAAGUUGAAGGGAGAUAAAUUUGGUCUUCUAAAAGUGUUAGCCCGUACACUGAAGGUCCCUCUUCUCCUGCCCAUUGCUCCACGACUGGCACUUCUUGGUUUCACAUUUUGUCAGCCUCUGUUCAUUGAGAGAUUAUUGAGCUAUCUGUCCCAAGAAGUCCCUGACGAAAAUACUGGAUACGGUCUGAUCGGUGCCAGCUUGUUAAUUUAUUUCGGAAUGGCCAUUUCAUACGCCUUGACAUGGUACUUCCACCACCGACUACGAACUAUGGUGCGAUCCAUCAUAGUCACUGAGAUUUACGCGGCAGCCAUGAGAUCACGAAUCGGCCCAAGCGAUGACAGCGCUACACUAACCCUGAUGAGCACGGAUAUCGAAAACAUUAAAAUGGGUCUACGGCCCCUACAUGAUGCCUGGGCAAGCAUCAUACAGGUGGCACUUGCGAGUUGGAUGUUAUACCAGCGACUUGGUGUUGUAUUUGUCGCGUCUAUUGGAGUUGUCGUUGUCAGUUCCAUUGGCCUGGGGAUUCUGGUCAAUUUCACUGGUGAUUCACAAAGGGCGUGGAUGUCUGGAAUCCAGAAGAGAGUGGGUCUGACUGCGACGGUGAUUGCCAGCAUGAAAUCACUGAAAAUAUCUGGCCUAUCGGCUGUCGUUGGAGACUACGUGCAGCAACUCCGUGUAGAUGAGCUCGCUACAGGGACCACCUUCCGCAAGCUCUUCCUAGUUGCCGCGGUCAUCGGGUACCUGGGCCAGCUUGUUAGCCCUCCACUGACAUUCGCAUUCACCAAACACACCAUAGACGCCACCACAAUUUUCACAAGUCUUUCAUUUUUGACGUUAUUGACUAAUCCUCUGACACAGCUCUUCAUGUCGGUUCCCGAUCUCAUUGGUGGUCUUGCAUGUUUGGGCCGAAUUCAAGAUUUCUUGGAGCGCGAGCCUCGUCAUGAUUUUCGUCAAAUUAUUCCUGGUACACAGGAAAAUACAGAGAAGGCCUCUUCAGAUAUUGAGGUAUCUUCAGAAACAAGCCAUGAUUCGGAAAACUCCAUUGUCAUCCAAAAUGCCAACUUUGGGUGGACAGCAGAGAAGUUCGACUUGCGAAACAUCAGCACCCAGAUAUCCAAAUCGUCGUUGACAAUGGUCAUUGGGCCCGUGGGCUGUGGGAAAUCAACCUUCAGUAAAGCUCUUCUAGGAGAGAUCCCUUUCAGCGAAGGCAGUGUCAUUACAAAUACUCGCUUCCAGCAUAUCGGCUUCUGCGAGCAAACAGCCUUCCUCUCGAAUACCACAAUCCGAGACAACAUCAUUGGAUUUUCCCCUUUUCAUCCGGAGCGGUAUGCUGAAAUUAUUGACGCCACGGCUCUGGAAUUUGAUUUUGCCACUUUAAAUCAAGGAGAUGCCACCAAUAUUGGGUCAGAUGGCAUCGCCCUAUCUGGGGGCCAGAAGCAACGCGUAUCACUGGCGCGAGCGCUCUAUCUGUUCUCUGACCUUUUAGUGCUAGAUGACAUCUUCAGCGGCUUAGAUGCGGAUACCGAAGAACAUGUUUUUCAAAAGGUUUUUGGGCCAGAUGGGCUUCUCAGACGACGAAACUCAACGGUGGUACUGUGUACCCAUAGUAUCAGACACCUUCCAGCCGCAGAUUAUAUUAUCGUGCUUGAAGACGGUGUUAUUGUAGAGCAGGGUACCUUCAAUGAUCUUUCAGUCGGCCAAGGGUAUGUUAAACGCCUAGGACUGAAGGACCUUUCCGAUCGUGAAAGUUCAUCCGAGAAGUCAGCCUCCAAGAGUAGCCCCUCGGGAUCGCAGACACAACUGGCGCUUGUGACAAAACCUACUGGCAACAAACCAUCUCUCAACGCGGAUGUGAUUGCGUUGCGACAAGUUGGAGAUUUGACAGUUUAUAAACAUUAUUUCAAAAGCAUGGGUUGGGUUGUGGCGGGGUGCAGUGUAUUCUUUGCCAGUCUCUGGGGGCUCUUCACCAACUACCCAUCAAUUUGGCUCACAUAUUGGGGCGAUGCCCUUACCUCAACCAAUCCCUCACAUUCUUACGCCUACUAUGUCGGCAUAUAUGCGCUGUUUCAAAUGUGUGCCAUGGUGUCACUCCUUCUCCUAGGAAUAGCACUUUUCAUUGUUUCAAUCAACAGGGCAGGAUCUAUUUUGCAUAAACAGGCUCUGCAUACCUUGAUUCGAGCUCCACUUUCAUUCCUCACGAUGACAGAUACGGGUGUUGUAACGAAUCUUUUCUCACAGGAUUUGAAUUUGGUGGAUACAGAGCUACCAGAAGCAACUUUGAACACUAUGUUUUGUGUCUUUCAAUACAUUGGACAAGCAGCCGUUAUGCUUACUUCGUCGGUGUACCUGGCCAUUAGCUAUCCGCUCCUCGGUGGCUUGCUAUAUACUGUGCAGAAGUUCUACCUGCGGACUUCUCGACAAAUGAGACUGCUAGACCUGGAGGCUAAAAGUCCGUUAUACACUCAUUUCCUCGAUACUCUCAAAGGCAUUGCCACUCUGAGAGCCCUCGGCUUCCUUCCGGAUGAAAUCAAAAAGAACGCCCGCCUGGUUGACUCCAGUCAACGUGCCGCAUAUCUUCUUCUUAUGAUUCAAGAAUGGCUGAAUCUGGUGCUCAGCAUUGUGGUCAUGAUAAUUGCAGUAGUUCUGACCACCCUGGCUGUACGUCUCCAUUCAAGCUCUGGUUUUGCCGGCGCAUCUUUGUACUCCCUCAUGAGCUUCGGAGAGAAUCUUUCCGGCAUGGUCAUGUUUUACACAAAGCUGGAGACUUCCAUCGGCGCGAUUGCACGACUAAAGAUGUUCAACGACACUGUCAUUCCGGAAGACCUAGAAGACGAAGAUAUAAUCCCAGGAGAAGAAUGGCCUGAACAAGGAACAGUCGAGUUUAAAAAUGUAUCUGCGAGAUAUGGCACCACAGAAGAAAACGAAACUCCCGAAUCCCCCCUCGCCCUGAAAAAAAUAUCUCUCUCGAUUCAACCGGGUGAAAAGAUCGCCAUCUGCGGUCGCACCGGAAGCGGCAAAUCAACUCUUCUCGCCAUCAUCCUCAAACUCCUCGAUCCCAUCCGCAGCUCUACCGGUGACGCGACGGUACUCAUCGACAAUCUACCCCUCCACCGAAUCAAUCGCUCCGCUCUCCGCCAGCGCCUCAUCGCCGUACCGCAAGAUCCAGUAUUCCUUCCAGAUGGCGCCAGCUUCCAAGCCAACUUAGAUCCUUCCCAUAUCUCCACUCCCGCAGAAUGUCAAGCCGUCCUAACAGCAAUCGGACUCUGGUCUUUCGUCCAGGAGCAUGCUGGCCUCGACGCGCCCAUGGCUGCGGGGAGCUUCAGCGCGGGACAACGGCAGCUCUUUUCUCUAGGGCGGGCUAUGCUUCGCCGCAGUGUCCGGGCUCGGUCGUGUCGGAAUGGGGAAACCGGGGGUAUUUUGCUUCUAGAUGAAGUGAGUUCAAGUGUGGAUCACGAGACGGAGCGUGUGAUGCAGGAGAUUGUUCGUGUGGAGUUCAGCGGGUAUACUGUGAUCUCGGUCAGCCAUCGGUUGGAUAUGAUUAUGGAUUUUGAUCGAGUAGUUGUUCUGGAUAUGGGUGAGGUUGUGGAGGUGGGGAGUCCGGCAGUGCUGAAGAAUUUGUCCGAGUCGAGGUUUGGAGAGUUGGUAAGGGCAGGUGGGAAGUAG